This is a messenger RNA of Lytechinus variegatus (green sea urchin), 3059 nucleotides long. RefSeq lists its product as uncharacterized. The record is from RefSeq and is a predicted model, not a curated record. The coding region runs from base 224 to 2245 and encodes 673 amino acids. Lineage: Eukaryota; Metazoa; Echinodermata; Echinoidea; Temnopleuroida; Toxopneustidae. The transcript has 12 exons. Gene Ontology annotation, biological process: intracellular signal transduction; cGMP biosynthetic process; receptor guanylyl cyclase signaling pathway. Gene Ontology annotation, molecular function: peptide receptor activity; guanylate cyclase activity.
AACAUCCUCUUUUCCAGCCGCCAUAUUGUUUGACUCUUGACGGUGCUACGUCGAUACUCGAAAUUGCAUUGUGUCUUUUCACUCUUUGAAAUGUUUCGAAGCUAGGAGUUAAUCACGAAAUUGCAUUAUUAUUGGAUAAGCAGAUAAGAUGCUCGUGUUGUCUUUUAUGCUAAUUAAUUGAUGCUGAAGUUUUUCGGAGAGAAUAUUCGCAGUCCAACGGAAAAUGGAGGAUCCAGAAGCCAGGAGGAUGGCGGGGGAGAGGGUGAUGAGUAUCGCAUCAAGUCUUGGAUCUAUGAGUCAGGUGGAAACCUCGGUGCGAGAGGCUAUCCAAGACUCCAACAAGAUGCUAUGCUCAGCCACCCCCUUGACACCAAACGGAAAGAGACGUCAGAUGAUUAAGAUGUUGACACUGACCCUGAUGCCUAUCAUUGUCCUGACAGCCUUGGCCAUCUCCGAUCUUAUAGCUACUUUAAAGAAGAGCGUGGACGCCAGUGAGAUCCGAAGGAACGUUCGCUUCAGUCGACAGGUUGGCACCCUUGUUCACAGUCUACAAAUGGAGAGGGAUAUGACCGCUCUUUACAUCAGCUCUUUGAUGCAACAGAAGACAGCAGCGACCGGACCUGAACGAAAGAUCUUUCUUAUCAAUACCUACCCGCUAACUGACGAAGUUUUGGAGAGUUUGGACGAUUGGCCAGUCAAAGGAACCAUGGCCUACCAACAGUUCCAGAACAAAGAAGCCCUGAUGUCCUACCUCUUCGAAUACCGCCUGACCCUCGACAUCCAUAACACCACAAUCUACGAAGUCAUCCACUUCUACACCGAUGCAAUCCAGCUCUUUAUUGACUGGCUCUACGAGAGCGUCGGGAAGUCUGGUGGUCAGGGUCUGUGGGAGACACUGGUGGCCUAUCAGCUCUUGAUCGUGGGGAUGGAACAGACUGGUAUUGAGCGAACGUUAGGGGCGGUGUUCUACACGCAGGGUGGUUUCAAUCGGUUGACGGAUUAUCGCUGGUACAUGGAGAAGAUGCAGGUUGGUCAGUCGAAUAUUUGGGCAUCUCAGAAGUACUCUCAGCUCGUCCGAAUGAUACUCGAAGACUCGAUCGAGAACUCCGACCACGACUUCCACUUCCAGAACACGAUAACGGAGAUGCGAGCAAUCAUAUCCUACAACAACGCGACUAGAGAACCAUCCUGGCAAGAGGGACAAUGGUGGUUCGACAACAUGACCAUCUACAUUGAUAUCCUCAGGGAUAUCCAGAAGAACAUGGCAGAGGUAAUACUAAAUGAACUAAACUCUGCUGUGACCACCGACAACGCUGAUCUCGCCGUCAGCAUCAGUAUCAUGGUCCUGGUUGUGUUCCUUUGCGUCAUCAUCAUCAAGGCGGUCGAAUCACUCACCUCCAACAUGCAGAACUACGUUCUUACUCUGGCUGACCAAACCAAAGCGCUUCACAAAGAACGGAAGCGGACAGAUACGUUGCUUUAUCAAAUGUUGCCGAUUUCGGUUGCCGAAAAUCUGAAGCGUAACCAGGUCGUCCACGCCGAAAACUUCGCAGCGGCCACGAUUCUGUUUUCGGAUAUAGUCGGGUUUACUCGGAUCUGCUCGGAAAGUUCUCCGCUGCAGGUGGUGGAUAUGUUGAACAACGUUUACACAAACUUUGAUAGUAGAAUUGACACCUACAAUGUGUACAAAGUCGAGACGAUCGGAGAUGCAUACAUGGUAGUAUCAGGUGUACCACAGCGUAACGGGAACAAACACGCGAGUGAGAUAGCUUUGAUGGCCCUGGAUCUCCUGAACUGUAUCAAAGGUCUUGUGAUCCCACAUCGUCCUGGUACCAAGAUGACCCUAAGGAUUGGAAUACAUACUGGGCCAGUUGUAGCUGGUAUCGUCGGAUCCAAAAUGCCAAGGUACUGUCUUUUUGGUGAGACCGUCAAUAUCGCAUCAAAGAUGGAGUCGAAUGGAUUACCAAAUCGAAUUCAGAUUAGUGAUGAUUGUCAUCGUAUUCUCAAGAUAACGGGCGGAUACACUAUGGUUCGCCGAGGCGAGGUGCUACUGACGGACAAAGGUACGAUGACGACCUAUUGGUUGACAGGUCGAGUCGCGAUCGCGGGGACCAUCGGAUCUUCUAGCUCCAGUGAGGAGAAUGUCCAGGAGGACCAGCCCGACGGUGACGCCCACAGUGACUGUGAUUUGACGCUGAACGUCCCCGAAGAUCCUCCACCACCCAUAGGCAUUCUUGACUACUAGGGAGAUAUCAUUCAGGACCCUCUAACAUAAAGCUUAGCGAUUGAUUAUGAGGCUGGUUUCUAUAAUUGAUUGCAUUGACAAUUGUGUAUGAUCAAUUUAAAAAAUAAACCUCAUAAUCAAUUGCUACAUUUUGUGUUACGGGGCACCGACAUGGGAAUAGGAGUAGGAUGAGGGCGGGAAAAUUAUUAUGCAGUGGGAUGAAAAAAGGGUGUUGAGAGCAGUCAUUGGAUGAGAGGAGUGAGCAAUAGGGUGUAAGAGGAAAGAGAGAGGAAGGAAGAUGAAAAGUGGAAAUGAGAGAGAGGGGAUUGGGUGAAAGAAAAGGGGGUGUGAGGAAACCAGAGAGGGGGAGAUUUGGGGAGAGAAAGUGUGUGAGAGAUAGAGAGAGUAAGAGAAGGGAAGGAUGGCGGGACAUUGCCACAGCUAGAAAAGGGAACAAAAGGACGGAUAAUAAACUUCUGAUUUUACAGCGCUUAUUCCUUUUAAUUUUGUAGAUUGAAAUUUCUAUUAAAAAGUACCAAAAUUGACAAUAAAUGGGAGGGUUACGUUCAACUUACAUUACUGUACAUAAUUAUCUAAUAUUUUGCAUAUUACAAAUUUUAGUGAGACAAUGACAAAGUAGUAGACACUGCAUUGUAUCGAAGGCCUAUGAGGUAUCGAUUUGAUGGUAUGUCACAGGUUAUUUGUUGCACCCUCUCUUUUUGUUUUAAAAUGAUUACCGCAAUCUUGAAGGGAUGGAGUAUCGAUUAAAUGGCAAGUCCACCCCAACAAAAACUUGAUUUGAAUAAAAAGAGAAAAAUUCAACAAGCAUAACACU